GAAGGACGUAUUGCAGUCGUCGGGCGUUUCAUAUGAUUUGUCGAGAGUUCUUAGAGCGAACCAAUGUUCUUCGCACGUACUAUCUACCACGCGUACGAUGGCGUCUGCUAUUCUGGAGAUGGAAGAAGAUAAAGGAAGAGCUCGGCGUUUCUAGAUAACGGUGUUUUCUUUCUCUAAAGGGAAAGGAAAGAGAGAGAAAGAGAGAGCGAGUGAGAACGAGUCAGAUGACGAGAAAGAGGAGGGGAAGAAACGGACGGACGGUCACGUGCACGUUGAGCGAGUCUCUCAUCACAACGACCUUCAGUUCAUCGCCGAACGUUCCUCAUACGAGUAGGGUAAUUUACUUGCUUCUAACCGGCACGAACAUAACCUUAACAAAUUCUUUGAUAUAUCCAUUCUUCAUUUCAAAGUGUCUGCUGCUACUAUGAUCACAGAUAGAACGAGACUCGCUUAUGUUACCGCAGCCGCAGUUGGCGCCGGUACAGCAGUUUUCUUUAUUUGGUGGUGGUGGAGUCGCAAACAGAAGUAUCAGGCACCUUCGAAAUGGAGAAAGGUCGGUGAACUUAGCGAUCUCGCUACAUAUCCGGUGAAAUCAUUGGGCCCAAUUAGAUACACGACGAUGGAGUGUACUAUGUUGGGCCUUAGAGUGGGAUGGUUACGCGAUCGGACGUUAAUGGUUAUCGAUCUUGAUGGAAACUUUGUCACUGGUAGACAAUUACCAAAAAUGGUUCAGGUAUCACCAAGCAUUACGGGUUCGGUGUUAACCUUGAAUGCUCCAGGAAUGAUGUCGGUGUCAAUAGAUCUUGCUUGUAUUAGAGGAAAAAGUUUUCGUGCUGCGGUAUGGGGUCAAGCAGUAGCUGCUUGCGAUUGUGGAGAAGAAGCAGCCAGAUGGUUGUCACGUUUUCUUCUUCAGGAAGAUACCGGUCUUCGUUUGGUUUAUUAUCCGUUAGAACGGCCAUCGAGAGAAAUAAGAGAGAAAAACAGGGUCUUUCCUUUGACCGAGACUAUAGAUACCGGCGCUUAUCCAGAUGCUACGAGCUAUAGUCUCAUAAACGAGUCCUCUGUAACGGAUUUAAAUUCUCGAUUGGAAGAACCAGUAACACCGUCGAACUUCCGAGCGAAUUUUGUCGUUAAAGGAGCGAUCGCCUUGGAAGAAGAUAUUUGGGAUUGGGUUAAGAUCGGAGAUGUGAUUUUUAGAAACAUUAAGCCUUGCACAAGGUGUAUAUUUACCACGGUUGAUCCUGAAACGGGUAAAAAAAAUCCAAAGGUCGAACCUUUAAAGACAUUGAAAAGCUAUAGACAGAUCAUGGAUCCGGAUAUUCGUCCUUUUACUGGGGAUUGUCCAGUCAUGGGAAUUCAUCUUGGUUUGAGAGGACCAAACGGCACCGUACGUUUAGGCGAUGCAGUUUACGUUGGCAUUCCGAACGAGGAAGAAACCCCUGUAAUAUCGCCUCCAUAGCUACACCGAUGGGCCUCCUGUGAGGAUGAAAUUAUUUUUGACGAAGUGAAUUCUCUCGUUGGAGACCAUAGAACGUGACGUGUUCACAUUGGGGAGAUAUAAAAAAAAUUAUAUCCAACGUGUUGUUCCUCUCCGAACUUCGAAAUAGAUUUUACAAAGCUACGUACUUAUUAAGAUUAGCGAUAAUAUUAAGAAAAGAUUUUUCAAAUAAUAUUUUCACCAUAAUCGUGUCGACAAAAUUCGGCAUAAUCAAGAGUAUACGUACGGACAAUUCAUAAAGAAAUUUCUUUGCUAAUUAGAUUAUUUAAUUAUUUUGUCGUCAUAUUUCAAUAGAUUAGUAAUGGUAAUAUAUAUAUAUAUAUAUAUAUAUAUAUAUAUAUAUACAUAUUAUAUAUUAUAUAUAUAUGGGAGCUUCCAUAGGUACGAGUAUCAUGGAAUUAGCGAAUUAUAUUUUUGUAAAAGUAUUACGUUGAUUAGAUCUAUUCAUUCGAUACGAUUUUCAAAAAUGAAAAGAGAAAGGAAAAAAAAGGAAAAAGAAAAGGAUGAAUGAAUGCGGAAUACACGAUAACUUUGUACAAAAGAUGUUAUCGAUUAAAAACGAAUUUGGUCAUAA
Messenger RNA from Vespula vulgaris, 2072 nucleotides. RefSeq names its product mitochondrial amidoxime-reducing component 1 (gene Marc). The transcript is spliced from 5 exons. Gene Ontology annotation, molecular function: pyridoxal phosphate binding; catalytic activity; molybdenum ion binding. The record is from RefSeq and is a predicted model, not a curated record. Lineage: Eukaryota; Metazoa; Arthropoda; Insecta; Hymenoptera; Vespidae. The coding region runs from base 425 to 1459 and encodes 344 amino acids.